Messenger RNA from Hemisphaericaspora subhashii, 474 nucleotides. RefSeq lists its product as uncharacterized. NCBI's taxonomy places the organism in Eukaryota, Fungi, Ascomycota, Pichiomycetes, Serinales, Debaryomycetaceae. The transcript has a single exon. Gene Ontology annotation, cellular component: Fanconi anaemia nuclear complex; FANCM-MHF complex. The record is from RefSeq and is a predicted model, not a curated record. The coding region runs from base 1 to 474 and encodes 157 amino acids. Gene Ontology annotation, biological process: kinetochore assembly; DNA repair; replication fork processing. Gene Ontology annotation, molecular function: protein heterodimerization activity.
AUGUCCUCAACUAGCUCCAACUCAUCUGACAUCCCAUUAGCAACAAUCGCCAGAAUCUUUAAAGAACUUUCAUUCAAAGAUCCAACAACAACAAUCACAAUUUCUACAUUAGAUUUAUCAUCAGAAUAUAUAAAAUUAUUCAUUAAUGAAGCAAUCUUACGAUCAAAUGAAGAAAGAAUAAAACAAAAUAAUGGUGGGUUGGAGAAUGUGGUUAUGGAUGAUGAUCAUAAUGAGAUGAAUACAAGUAGUACUCAAUAUCCUACCAUGGAUGAAUUAGAUGUAGAAGAAGUAGACGCUUCUGAUGAUGAGGAGGAUGAAUAUAUUCUAAAUGAUGAAUCCAAUACUCAAAAACAAUUAAAACAAGUCAAUCAAGAAUCGAGGGGACGUGUGAGUGGUAAUGGUGGGUCAGGGAAUGAUACCUUAGAUUCAAACCAUUUGGCAAAAAUCGCUGGAAUUCUUUUAUUAGAUUUCUAA